Molecule: messenger RNA, 362 nt
Organism: Gambusia affinis (western mosquitofish)
Lineage: Eukaryota; Metazoa; Chordata; Actinopteri; Cyprinodontiformes; Poeciliidae
Product: organic cation transporter protein-like
Exons: 4
Coding region: 9-362 (117 amino acids)
Biological process (GO): transmembrane transport
Cellular component (GO): membrane
Molecular function (GO): transmembrane transporter activity
Source: RefSeq, a predicted model, not a curated record
UUAACAGUAUGCUCGCAGGAUCGUUCAUCUUCGGACCAGUUGCUGACUCGUAUGGCCGCAAGAGAACCACUCAGCUUCCGGUCGUCGUCGUCCUGAUAUUUGCCGUAGUUGCCGGUGUGUCUCCAAAUGUUCACGUUUACAAUGUGUCCCAGUUUAUUGUUGGAGCGGCGCUGGGAGGAUACAGGAUGAACUCUAUAGUGUUGGCUACAGAAUGGAUUGGGAUCUCUAAAAGGUCCCUGGCCUCCUGUGUGAGCCAAAUGUUUGGAAGCUUUGGACAGUGUGCGUUGGCCGGGCUGGUCUACUUCAUCCGUGACUGGAGGAAAGCGCAGUACGUGGUGGCAGGGGCAGAGGCUGUUGUGUAA